Maylandia zebra (zebra mbuna) is the source of this 4149-nucleotide messenger RNA. It is a transcript of the gene traf3ip2l, whose product is annotated as TRAF3 interacting protein 2-like. Gene Ontology annotation, biological process: humoral immune response; positive regulation of canonical NF-kappaB signal transduction. The record is from RefSeq and is a predicted model, not a curated record. NCBI's taxonomy places the organism in Eukaryota, Metazoa, Chordata, Actinopteri, Cichliformes, Cichlidae.
UCUGUGCGUCAGUGUCUUUCAUGUGUCUCGCGGAGACGUGGGUAAAAAGGACAAUUAUUACUGAGGCUCGAGCUCUUCUUUCGUUAAUUAAUAUUUCUCUGAGACUCUUCGAGGACCGUUUUCCCCUUUGAGGUGUUCCUGUGUUUCCACGCCGCGGCUCAGUGACCUGAAGGAGGCUUGAUGAGUGGAAGCAGCGUCGCAGAAUUUCAUGUGCAUCUCAAACCCCACACACAUGGAUGUCAGGAGGAAAAGGUCCAAUGAUGCUGCCCACGUCGGUCUACUCGGUUUCAACAACUACUAGUCACAUCAGCCACCUGGUCAGUCACCGCAACACACCUGAAGAAGACGAUGAAACCAUGAGUGCAGAGCUGAGAGACCCCAGCAUUCUUUCCAAACCGGAGUCCGCCUCCGACCCUCUGGGCCACCACCCUCUUUCAGACUGUGAUGGCUCUCUGUUCGGCAAGCAGAGCCUGGACACAGAGGAGCACAAGCACAUUAGGAUCUUCCCCCAGUCCAGCUUCUGCCCAUCCCAGCCCUCUCGCAGCUUGCCAGCUGGGUACAGCCCCCAAACUCCUUUCCCGAGCCAGGCAUACAGCGGCUGGCUCCACCCGAGUUUCGCCAGCAGUUGGUCGGGAUAUCCCAACAGCCUGCCGUCCUGUCUGAGCCAGAAAGAUUACUCCAGCUGUUCUGGAGAGAGCUGCCUCUCCAGAUGCAAGUUCCUGUCCCUCCCCGGCACUCACAGCAGCAUGGGCAGCUUAGAGCAGCCUCUCUCUCUGCGCUCCAACCCGCCUUCAGCCAACCUGUACCACCACACGUUAUCGCCAUACUCGUGUGCACCACAGGGGCCCGCCUGCUGUGCUCAGUGCCCUGCAGACGCCUUCAACAGGGAGCCUAUGGUCAACAAGCAUCCCUGGCCUGAGUACCACCCAGCUUACCGCCAGUACUAUGCAGGUGACUGCAGAGUUCCUGCAGGUGGAUUCACACAGAUCGGACACAACGUUCCAGUCAAAGAGAAGCGCCCUCCUUGCAGCGCGCCGCUGUCUCUGGAGCAGAGGCGUGUCUUCGUCACUUACGAAGCAGACAACGACAAGCACGUCAACGAGAUCAUCAAAUUUGUGGCUCUGCUGCGGCACAACGGCUUUGACACGCACAUCGACAUUUUCGAGCAGCAGUUCAGAAGCAUAAGCAAGAUUGACUUCAUGGAGCGAUACCUGAGUGAGAAAGAGUAUCUCAUCAUCAUCAUCAUCAGCCCCAAGUACUACGAGACGGUGACCGCUUCCCCUGCUGGCCUGGAGAGCGACGAGAGGACCUACAACACGGUUUACAUACAUAAACAGCUGCAGAAUGAAUUCAUCCAGAAUGGAAGCAAGAAUUUCAGGUUCAUUCCUAUCCUGUUCCCCGGGGCUAAAAAGUGCCACGUGCCUAACUGGCUCCAGAACACACAUGUAUAUGGAUGGCCACGUGAUCGGGAUGACAUCCUGCGGCGGCUGAUGAGGGUCGAGAAGUACAACCCACCUCCUAUCGGGGAGCUUCCGACCAUAGUCUCCAUCCCCAUUUAAAAAAACUCUGAGCUGGAUUCACAGACUGGACUUAAAUCUUAUUGGCUGUUGGUCAUUAAGGAGGUGGACAGAGUGAUGAGGUGCUUUUGUGAACAGACAGAUGUUGUGUGUUUAAAUUAACAUAUAGAGAAGUGCCAGUGUUGGUCUGAGAUAGACGUGCAGACUCAGGCUUUUUUUUUUUUUUUAAAAUAUAUAUAUCUUUGCCGUUGUGCAUCAUGCUGUAUGUGCACUGGUGCUACUCCACCUCGUGUUUUUUGUUUGUUUUGUUUUUGUUGUUUUGUUGUUGUUUUUUAAAGGGGGUCUAUUAUCAUUCCCAGCCCAAGAUAAUGUUACUCUUGGAAUCGGGAGCUUUGCCUGAUUCACAGAUCAAAGCAAUCCUUAUUCACCGUACAGCUGCAGAGACCGAGGAGAGUGCAAGCCAUGUUGUUUUGUUAAAGCUACAGUUUGCACAUGUCGCCUGAAUGCGUCGUGUGCAGGUAAUCACGAAGUUGCGUUUUUGAAAAGAACACAGCUGUGAGGACACAGUCUCUGGAUGUGAGUGUGCAGAACAGGCAGAACGGUGUGUGCGUGCAAAAAACAAAUUAAAUUUUAUGUGAGAACUGUUUGAGGAAAGCUUUCGUUUUCACAUCUCGAGCACCUACGUUGGACUUAAACUGAGGGUGUGCCUCCUAGUAGUUGAUGGUUACACUUGAUUUAUAGGACUAGUAAAUUGCUCCUCAAUAAUGUACGCUUCACGCAGAGCACAGCAGGGAAAACGCUGAUAGCAGAACAGGUUUCAACCCCAACUUUAGCACUGCUUUCACUCAGGGCCCAACAAUACCAGACCUGGUUCAACUUGGUUUCACCUGGUUGAACAUUGGUCAAGCUGGGCGAACAGUAGAUACACGGGUUCAACAGCCUGGGAUUUACUUUAUGUAUAUACACUGAUCUCCUUGUACAUGUUUAUAUUAAACAUCUCAAACUGGAGCGAUCUACAGUACUGUGCAAAAGUCUUGAGUCACUGCUCAUUUUUUAAAAUACAUUAUCACCUUUAUUCUCCAACAUAGCCUAAACUCUCUGAGACGAACCUUCUGGUAAUUUUCUCCAGGCUUCAUUCAAAGCUGUUUUUUGAAUGUCGGCUGCCUUUUGUUCUGUUCUCUGUCAAGAUCACACUUCAAUAAUGUUGACGUCCGGGCUUCAUGACUAACAGUGUUGCGUGUUGGUUUUUUUGUCUUUUCUGUCCGGAUUUGCUUUUAGCAGAUUGACAGUGGUCUCAUACACAAUGUCAAUCAGAGGAAAGUAUUGGAUGGUGGAUCAAAACCUGAUGGUACUUUCAGCAUUCCUAAGACCAUGAAUUUUGACAAGAUUCCCCACCAUGUUUUACAGAUGACCGCUAUUGGCCCCUGAUCUCAUCCUUAUGGACUGACCGUGAUUUAAACCAAAAAUUUUCCAAUUUGAAUUUGUUACCACUGAUUCUUCGCUCCAGUUCUCGUGUAAUUUCGCAUACUUCUUUUUCCCUUCCUUACAAAUGGCUUCUUCACAGCCUUUCACUGAGACCACUUCUGAUGAGGGAAUCACCUUGUUGAUGUAAACUUACUAUUUUAUGUCUAUCAAACUGUGUUAGCUUUGGCUUUUUUCAUAUAAUAAACAAAAGACACGGAAAUACAGCAUCCAACUGGCAGACUUGCAAAAGCACCAAGAGAUACAAUUUAAAAAGAACUUCUUUGCAAAGUUGUAUUAUGUAAAAACACAACACUGGUUCAUCCCUUGAGUUAGGUGCCUUUUUUGUGCUCUGGUGAUAAGUAGGUGACUGAGUGGCUUAACUAACAAAAGAAGUUCCUCUGAAAAUGGACAGGUACGGGGACUGGGCUGAAAGCUCAAGUCUACUUAAAGUCUGGCUCCCUGGAUGUGAAGAAAUGAAGCGUGGCUCAGGCCUUUUACACAGUACUGCAUGUGACAGAAAUUUAGGCAAAACAUAAUAGUUCCCCUUUAAUUUUAAAGCCUGAAAACACAGAUUCGUGAAUGUUUGUUUGUUUUACUGGACAUCUCCUACACGUCACUACAAACAGAUGUAUAUGUGUUUGAGUGGAACAGCAGGGCUCUCACUUACGAUGUGCAAACAUUGACCCAGAUACUAUAUUCUCUCAGCCUUUAUGACCUAUUACAGGUGCCUGUUCAUUUUGAACAGCUGCUCAACUGGACGCAUAACACAGUGGUUUGUCAUCGUGUUUUCUUAUAUUGUGUGUGGUUCGUAUUGUUUAAAGAGAAUGCAGGUGCGGGUAAAAAUGGUUUGUGGCUUUUGUAUUUGCAUUUAUACCUCUCUGUAAGCUGCACCCGAAUUCAUUUUCUCUAACCCACUUUUGUUAAUUUAUGUUCCAACUAAGUUAUUCUUAAAAAGUUUUAGCAAUUAUUUUUUUCUGUAUGAGCGUUAAAGUGUGUUGUCGUCCCCCCUAGCAUCUAACCUUUUGUACUGAAUACAACAAAAAGAGCAGGGGGGUAAUCUGGUGUUUUUCAUGUUCCUUCUGCAUUGGAAACUAUUCUCAGGGGAUCCUUGAUGCUAUGUUACAAUAAAAGUAUUGAAUGACUUGCCCCCGAGCUGUCCUCUGAAAAA